Messenger RNA from Hippocampus comes (tiger tail seahorse), 1514 nucleotides. RefSeq names its product nuclear casein kinase and cyclin-dependent kinase substrate 1a (gene nucks1a). Lineage: Eukaryota; Metazoa; Chordata; Actinopteri; Syngnathiformes; Syngnathidae. Gene Ontology annotation, molecular function: single-stranded DNA binding; double-stranded DNA binding. The record is from RefSeq and is a predicted model, not a curated record. The annotation marks the transcript as partial. The transcript has 7 exons. Gene Ontology annotation, biological process: double-strand break repair via homologous recombination; interstrand cross-link repair. Gene Ontology annotation, cellular component: cytoplasm.
ACUGUUGUGAAAAGUGGAGAGCAGAGUAAAAUUUUAUUUUCUUUUCUUCCUUACAGGAACAGAAAAGUAGUGAACUACUCACAAUUCAACGAGUCUGACGAUGCAGAUGAAGAAUAUGGUGACUCUAAACCCAAGAAGGUUCGUCCUGCACACCGAGAGCUGAAGCACAAGAGCUCAAAGAAUUCACAGGAUGAAAGCGAGGACUCUGAGGACAAACUCUCCAAAUCGAAAAAUGAUUCUGCUGAUGACCUUGGUAGUGACGACGAAGAGAAUGACUUUGGCGAGGAAGAGGAAGAUGGAGGAAGUGACUAUGAAGAAAAAAAAAUCAAAAGAGGAAAGAAACCCAAGAUAGAGAAGCCCAGCAGAAGGACACCGAAAAGAAAACGGGCCACAGAUUGCAGUGAUGACGACAAGGAACUCAGCCGAAAGCGAACAGUACGUCAGGCGGCCUCCAAGGCAGUGUCAAAACAAAGGGAGAUCCUUCUGGGUGACGGAGGCAGUGAGGAUGAAGAGCAUGAGGAACAAGAAGAAGCCUACCUUGAUCCUGAUGAAUCUGGCAGUGAUGAAGACUUUAUGGUGGAAGAUGACGAUGACAGUGACUACGGUCACUCCAAAAAGAGAAGCAAGAAGGUUAUUCGACGAGGCCGAAUGGACAAGGAGAAGAAAUCUCCCAAACCCAGAUUAAAGGCUACAGUAAACCCCAGCCCCAUGAAAGAUAAGGGGAAAGGCCACACCAGCACCAAGGCUCUGGAAAAGAGUUCACCCAAAGAGGAGGAAGAGGAUGAUCCUGAGAGUCCCUUGGAGGAGGAGGAGGAGGAGGAGGGGGAAGCUGAGAAGAAAGAUAUCUCCCCUGCCCCCAAGAUGACAAAGAAGGGUGCUGGAGAGGAGGAGGAGGAGGAGAAUGAGGAAGAGGAGGAGGGUGGCUCAGAAGAGGAAGCGCCCUCUGGGGAAGACUAGAUCAUUCCCCAUUAAGUGUCCAUGUUUAAUUUUGUUUUUUGUCCUUGUGGUGGCCUGGCUACAUGGUUUGGACUAGAUGUGCUUGUCUUUUUUUUUUUUCUCUCUCGCUCACCGUGAGGAUGGAUCACAGCCUACCCAUAAUGAUCAUCUGAUAUCACCCUCUGCUUCACCCGUUCGUUCUUUUGACCCCAGCCAACCCUGACUUCUCCAUCGUCGACUAAGAAGAGAUUCUAUGACACUUCUGAAGCAAGUCAAGUCUGCUGGCAUUUGUUUCUGGUUCACUAAGAGAAUCCGUCCUGUGUAAACAAACAGUACACUAAAUUUAGCUUGUGCAGUGAAUGAUUUGCAUACAUUUUACGCAAAUGAUUUGUUUUCAUGUCACCGUUUUGCUACAUUAAGAAAUCGCAAAUGUUUUCCUGGUUAAGCGGUUUUAUUCUUAUGUUCUGCUUUAUGGGUGGAGCAGUAAACCCAGAGAAUAAAGCCAAACUGAAGCUUGCAAUUUUGGAAAUUAUCCAUUUGGUUGAAUGUACUUCAUAGAUCACUGUGAUAGGUCUGCU